Molecule: messenger RNA, 1633 nt
Organism: Adelges cooleyi (spruce gall adelgid)
Lineage: Eukaryota; Metazoa; Arthropoda; Insecta; Hemiptera; Adelgidae
Product: homeobox protein SIX6-like
Exons: 2
Coding region: 359-1318 (319 amino acids)
Biological process (GO): regulation of transcription by RNA polymerase II
Cellular component (GO): transcription regulator complex; nucleus
Molecular function (GO): RNA polymerase II cis-regulatory region sequence-specific DNA binding; DNA-binding transcription factor activity, RNA polymerase II-specific
Source: RefSeq, a predicted model, not a curated record
UAUUGCGAUGAUCUGACGCAAACGAUACCCCGGUCGACGAAAAUAUUUUAUCAUUAUACACACACUCCGUCACACACACACACGCACACCGGUCGUGUGUGCGCGCCGCGAUUACAUUAGGUAUAAUAAUAAUAAUAAUAAUAAUACGUACGCGUUCGAAUCGUAAUCGAAUUUCAUAGGACAAUAUUAAAUACUAUUUUAGGCGUUAUAAUUAUUUAUUAUUAACUGUACCCGACUACCGUCGUGUUCGCGUCGACUCGACUCCGCUGACCGUUCCCGCUGUAAUUUGAUCGGUUCGGAAAGUGCAUAAUACUAUAAUAUCCGUUUUCAACCGGUGCGUCCGUAGUGGAAUGUAGUGAUGGCAUUGGGCAUAUCUUCGACGCCGACGGAUUCGUCGGGACGGGGAUCGCCGGUGAGUCCGAUUAGCCCGAUCACGCCGCUGCCCACGAGGCUGGCUCCCAUGCCGAUGGUGCCCAACCCGAUGUUCGGUCUGCCCAUGCUCAACUUUAGCGUGUCGCAGGUGGCCAGCGUGUGCGAGACACUGGAGGAGAGCGGCGACAUCGAGCGGCUGGCCCGGUUCCUGUGGUCGUUGCCGGUGGCCCACCCGAACAUCGUCGAGCUGAACAAGAACGAGGCCGUGCUCCGGGCGCGCGCCAUCGUUUCGUUCCACAGCGGCAACUACCGCGACAUGUACACUAUCCUGGAACACCAUAAGUUUACCAAAGACUCGCACGGUAAGCUACAGGCAAUGUGGCUGGAGGCCCACUACCAAGAAGCGGAAAAGCUGCGAGGCAGGCCGCUGGGGCCCGUCGACAAGUACAGAGUCCGCAAGAAGUUCCCGUUGCCCCGGACCAUUUGGGACGGCGAGCAAAAGACCCACUGUUUCAAAGAACGCACCCGGAGUCUGUUGCGCGAGUGGUACCUCCAAGACCCGUAUCCCAACCCGACCAAGAAGAAGGAACUGGCCCAAGCCACGGGCCUCACGCCUACCCAAGUGGGCAAUUGGUUCAAGAACCGAAGACAGCGAGACAGAGCGGCUGCUGCCAAAAAUAGGAUGCAACAUCAACAACUGGCCGCCCAACUGGCCCAUUCCGGCGGACGGCACCUGAACCUGAGGCGGUCCAUGUCGCCGGGGGCGAUGAGCACCACAGACUCCGAGUCCAGCAUAAGCCUGGGCGCCCCUUCGCCCGGGCCGCCGCCCUCGCUGCAGUCGCUGCCUCCCCAGCUCAUGUCGGUCGACCCGCCGCGCAUAGGCCUCACCAACCCUUCGGCGUGCACGCUACCGCAACCGCUGGCGCUGCACAGGCCGUUCACGUGAUACAGUCCCACUCGCCCGCCCAUUAGCGGCUGGUGAAUCGACCUGAUAAGAAAUACACACAAACCCGGCAAACAAGUAUAAGUACAUAACCGAAAAAAUCCGGCAGUAUUGUGUACAAUGUUUUUUUAUUUCCCCGGCCAAGUCAAAACGACCCGAGUCUUAUACAAUAUACAACAAUAUUAUUCUUUUUGCCAGUGCCGUGCUGCCUGUUUAGGUAUCCUGGAUACCAUGGUUAAAAAAAAGGGCAACAGUCUUCUCUGUCGUUAUUAUAAGGCGUGUGCUACCUUAUGGCACUUGUCCUACCCCCCCCCCCCC